AGGAACAGAGAGGGUGUGCAGGCAAGACGGUACACAGUGGCCCCAGGAUGGCGCUUCCCACGGGUGGGUACAUGUAGCCCUCAGAGAUGGCACCAGACAUGUGGCUCUUCGUCGGGAUCACUGGACUGCUGAUGGCAGCACUCUCAGGUCUCCCCUCCCCAGCCCCGUCUGGCCAGCACAAUACCAGCAGUGCAGAGAGCAGGCCCUUGAAGCCAGGAGAGCGGCUCGGGGUCCGCCUGGUGAACGGGAGCAGCCGCUGCAGCGGGACGGUGGAGGUCCGGCUCACCGCGUCCUGGGAGCGGCCCUGCGGGGCGCGCUGGGACCGCCACGCCGCGGAGGCCGUGUGCCGCGCGCUAGGCUGCGGCUCGGCGGGGACGACUGCCCAGCCCGGUCCGCCCACCCCGGAGCUGCCGCCUGGGCCCAUGGCGGGGAACAGCAGCGGGACCCCGAACACCACGCGGCCGCUGGCACCCGCCAUCCUGUGCAGCGGAGCUGAUUGGCAUCUCUGCGAGGUAGUGGAGCAGGUGUGCAGCAGCGACGAAAGGCCCGCGCAGGUCACCUGUGCAGAGAACCGCGCCCUGCGGUUGGUGGACGGUGGCAGCCCCUGCGCAGGCCGCGUGGAGAUGCUGGAGCAUGAUGAGUGGGGUACGGUGUGUGAUGACACAUGGGACCUGGAGGAUGCCCACGUGGUGUGUCAGCAACUGAACUGCGGCCCAGCAGUCCAGGCCCUGCCUGGCUUGCACUUCACCCCCGGCAGAGGGCCCAUCCACCGUGACCAGGUGAACUGCACUGGGGCGGAGGCCUACCUGUGGGACUGCCCAGGGCUGCCAGGAGACCAGUAUUGUGGCCACAAAGAGGACGCAGGCGUGGUGUGCUCAGAGCACCAGUCCUGGCGCCUGACAGGGGGCAUUGACUCCUGCGAGGGGCAGGUGGAGGUGUACUUCCGAGGGGUCUGGAGCACGGUGUGUGACAGUGAGUGGUACCUGUCAGAGGCCAAGGUGCUCUGCCGGGCCUUGGGCUGCGGAAGUAUGGUGGACCGGCCCAAGGGGCUUCCUCACUCCCUGGUGGGCAGGAUGUACUACUCGUGCAGAGGAGAAGAGCCCACACUCUCGGAAUGCUCCUGGCGUUUUAACAACUCCAACCUCUGCAGCCAGUCGCUGGCAGCCAGGGUCCUCUGCUCAGGCUCCCGGAGAACGCACAAUCUGUCUGCUCCUGAGGUCCCUGCCAGCAUUCAGCCAGUCACUGUAGAAUCUCCUAUGAUAGUGAAAAUGGAAGACAAGGAAUCACGGGAGCUGACACUUCUCAUCCCCUGCAUCAUUCUGGGAGUUCUCCUCCUUGGCUCUCUUAUCAUCAUAGUCGUCCUCCUCUUGAGAGUUAAGGGAAAAUACGCCCUCCCUGCUACAGUGAACCACCAGCACCUUCCUUAUUACCCAACAGGGAUCAAUAGCUAUCAAGCUGUCCCCAUCGCCAUCAGCGUCCCCAAAGAAGAAGUUCCCACACUGUCCAUCCAGGUUCGGGCUCCAGGCCCUGAGGACUCGGACUCCAGCUCAGACUCAGACUAUGAGCACUACGAUUUCAGCGCCCAGCCUCCCGUGGCCCUGACCACCUUCUACAAUUCCCAGCGUCACCGGGUCACAGAGGAGGAGGCCCAGCAGAGCAGGUUCCGGAUGCCACCCUUGGAGGAAGGCGUUGAAGAACUGGGUGUUUCCCAUGUGCCGGUUGGGGACCCCAGACCCUCCAUUGCAGACACCCCCUCUCUGGGCCCUCAGUAUCACACAAGGAGCAUCAGUGGAUCUAGCACAUCCUCUGGGGAGGAUUACUGCAACAGUCCCAGCAGCAAGCCACCUCCGUGGAACUCCCAGGUGUUUUCUUCAGAGAGGGGUCCCCUCCUGGAGCAGACUCCCAACUUGGAGCUGGCUGGCUCCCAGGGAACUUUUUCAGGGCCUUCAGCUGAUGACAGCUCUAGCACCUCAUCCGGGGGGGAGUGGUACCAGAACUUCCAGUCACCACCCCAACCCCCUCUGGUGGAGCAGUUUGAGCAACCAGGGUCCCCCAGCCCUCAGCUGGACUCCACUGAUGAGGACGACUACGAUGACAUAGGAGCAGCCUAGUCUGAGUCCAGCAAGGCCCUGGGUGCUCUGUCCCUCUGCCCUCCUGCUCUCCCUACCCCCACCUCCAUCAUCUCCCAUGGGGCCAAAGCCCCACUCCCACCCCCAGAGAGAUGGAAAGAAACUCCACCUCAGCUGCUCAGCCUCCAUCCAUCCAUAAUCCUGCUGCCACAGGGCCCGGGACAGCGGCCCUGGAUGGAAGGCCAACCCUAGGGUGUGAGCUGUUGAGUAGGUCUGGUCAUCUCUCAGCAGCUAUUGGGGAAAGGGGGAAUUCACACGAACUGAAUGACUCCAAGGCUCCACUGACCCUUGAGUGUUGAGUGCUUUGAUUCUGAGUCAGGCAGUUUGGGACCUAGAGCUACUAACAGGAACCCAUCCUGGUCCCAUACCAGGUAUAUGUGCUGGAUGGAGCACACGGGCUGACCUCUUCUUUUGAUCAUGUGGUUCUGCAUCUGGCAGAGAACAUGACCUUUCUGGUCACUAACAGCUGACAGCAAACGAAUGACCAUGUGUCCUCCAUCAAGGAGCAGGUCCUGAAGCCAGUGCUGUCACCAGAGACCCUCAGAGCCCACCUUGGACACUGGCCUGUUCUGCUGACUAACCCUAGACAGCUUAGCCUUCUGAUGGUUUACACAGAUGGUCCCAAGCCAGCCCUCCAUGACUCCACCAUUGGAGACCAAGUCCCCAGUUGUCUACCAGGAAGGGCUAGAGGCUUCACCAAGCCCUGAGUCCCCAUGAGUCUGCUUGGAUUGCUGGGGACACUCCCAGAUGAAAACAAUGUUGCACCCAGGACGGUAAACAUGCUCUCCCAUAGCCUCAGAGAGGUCCAGGGCCCUUAGGCCAGGCUUGGGUGGCCUGUUCUGAGUGUCCUGAGAUUAAAUAAUUGC
This is a messenger RNA of Castor canadensis (American beaver), 2995 nucleotides long. RefSeq names its product CD6 molecule (gene Cd6). Gene Ontology annotation, molecular function: serine-type endopeptidase activity. The record is from RefSeq and is a predicted model, not a curated record. Gene Ontology annotation, biological process: zymogen activation. NCBI's taxonomy places the organism in Eukaryota, Metazoa, Chordata, Mammalia, Rodentia, Castoridae. Gene Ontology annotation, cellular component: plasma membrane.